Molecule: messenger RNA, 1397 nt
Organism: Pseudogymnoascus verrucosus
Lineage: Eukaryota; Fungi; Ascomycota; Leotiomycetes; Thelebolales; Thelebolaceae
Exons: 2
Coding region: 84-1361 (425 amino acids)
Source: RefSeq, a predicted model, not a curated record
UUCGCCGUUUAAUUCACACCUUCUGAGUACCACCUUCAAUAUCCGAAGAAUUUCUACAUGCGAAGUAAAAAGUUGGAUAUAACAUGGCUAAAGGUGCUUUGCUAGCCUUAUCAGCGCUAUUAGCUCUCUGUGUUGCCACUCUAUGGAAACCAUUGUUGCGUCGAGCAACGGUGCUUGGAUUUCUCAGGUCCCAAGAAGAGUUUCGGAACAUCCAUGGAGAUAUAGCGCCUCUCAAAAUUUCAAAUACAGUUCACUGUGAAGAUCUGCACUACCAUGCUGAGUCUGGAAAGCUAUAUACAGCGUGCGAGGGUGUUGAACAUACAAGACGCCACUGGUUUCCACCUUUAGGCCAUACCGACAGACAUGACCAUGAUGGCCAAGGGAUGAUUGUGGUGGUUGAUCCAAUAACAUUGGAAGCCACUGAACUCGCCCUGACUGGGUUCACGGGGCAUUUUGUCACGCAUGGAAUUGACAUUUUUCCUAGCGAAGAUGGGCGAACAAUGACAAUAUUUGCUGUCAACCACUUACCAAACCCAGAGUACGGCGAAUCGCAAAACGAAAGCGUCUCACUACAGAAAGCUCGCUCUCAGAUCGAGGUUUUCAGCCAUACCAUCAACAGCGACACCGCUGUCUGGAUUGGAUCAAUCAGACAUGCUCGGAUUCGAACUCCUAAUGACAUUUUUGCGACCAGCCCAACGUCUUUCUACGUCACAAAUGAUCAUUACUAUCGUGAUGGACGAAUGCGCUUCGUUGAGGAUCUGCUUGAAUACAACACUGGAGCCUGGUCAGACGUUUUACAUGUGGAUUUCGCGACCGACACUGUGGAUGCUCUAACUGAAGUAACAGUCACCAACGGUCUGGCCAAGGUCCACAACCCAAACGGCUUGGGCCAUACGACUCGUCCUGAUGAAGUUCUCCUUAGUGAUGCCAGUGGUGGUGACCUGCUCGUCAUGGGAAGGGAUCUUGCCAACAACACCUCAAAAGCACUUACCCUUCGCUCUCGCAUUCAACUCGACAGCACGAUUGACAAUCCCAGCUACUACUACGAUCUAUAUGCAACCGCUGGGAACAAUGCAAGCGGAUAUGUCCUUGCGGGACUACCAUUUGCCCACACCCUUGGGCAAGCCGCCAGAACUGUCGACGUACCAAUACCGACAAUGGUUUGGCACGUUCGAGAAAACGCUAUAGGCAACCAUGACAUAAUGAUGAUAUUCCAGGAUGAUGGAAAGUUGUUGAGAAGUGCUAGCACGGCAGUAUUGGUGGGUAUUAAUCCCGCCUCCAAUGGCGGAAAAAAGCAGGCUUGGCUGUUUGUCACGGGUUAUGUAUCUGAGGCAAUGGUUGUCGCCAGGGUGAAUUUGUAGAUGUUAUAACAUGCCGGCAUUGCAUGACAGAAGGGG